AUGAGAACACCGUCCGUUGUGUGGCGAUUCUUCGAUCGUAUUGAACAAGAUGGACGAGUUGUUGCCAUUGUGUGUAAAUUAUGUGACGCUCGAUAUAAAUAUUUCGGUAAUACGACUAACUUGCGAUGUCAUUUGGUAAAUAAGCAUCCAAUUCAAUGGGAGCUGGGGCAGAAUGUAACUCUGGAGCAAGAAUUUCGUGUAGCUGCUGCUACAGAUGACGAAACGAAUCAAUCUACACCCCGACCGCGGCAAAAGAGAUAUAGGAAAUCCGAAAGUAAAGAUAACGUACGUUAUUCAAUUUCAGUAAAUAAUGAUCCCAGUAUUCUGGAAGGGAACAUGCCCAUAAUAAAAGUAGAUGUGUUAGAAUCAGAGACAGAUAUUGCACAUGAUGAUGAUACUCAAGCAACUAUAAAUCUAGUUAAACAGUUGCAUAGGGGUUCCAAUGAAGAAUGGCUUAAUGAUGAUGCUUUUGAUUCAGUCACUGAGACCUAUACAAAACCACAAAAAAAGAGAAAGAUAUAUAGAAAAAUUAAACAAGAAGUUAUUUCUCCCCCACCUACCACAUUUGAACCUAAAAAACAAAUUAUUAUACAGAAUAAUAGAAGAGAUGAGUAUCACGCUUUUGGUGAAUAUGUUAGUAAUAAAUUAAGGAAAUUCGAUAAUAAUCAGACAAGAUCUAACAUUCAACAACUAAUAACAACAAUAUUAUGGCAAGCGGAAUAUGGAGUAUAUGAUAAUAUGGACACAGUCAAAAGGAUUUUAUUACAUUCAAUGCAAGAUAUGGGGUCUCCAACUCAAGAGGGGGAGACUCUACAUAUUAGUAAUCAAGAGCUUGAGAACUUGAAUGAAAAUGUUGCUGUAGACCCAGUUACAGAGUAA
Pieris macdunnoughi is the source of this 879-nucleotide messenger RNA. Lineage: Eukaryota; Metazoa; Arthropoda; Insecta; Lepidoptera; Pieridae. The record is from the annotation of a GenBank genome assembly.